Messenger RNA from Stylonychia lemnae, 1884 nucleotides. NCBI's taxonomy places the organism in Eukaryota, Ciliophora, Spirotrichea, Sporadotrichida, Oxytrichidae. The record is from the annotation of a GenBank genome assembly.
AUGAAAAAUUAUGCAAUUCAAAGCAAUACUAACAGAUUUACAGCAGAUCUUAGAAACCCUGUUCACGACCAGUCUUUUGAUACUACUCCUAACGAUGGUGACAGUGAGAACAUAAAUAAGUAAAGAGAUCCAAGUCAAGAAUCAGGAUAAGGAAUUUCAAAUCAAGCCAUUGCUAACUUAAACAUUCCCUCAUCACUGAAUAAUUUAUAAAGCGACAAUCAAAUUAUUAGCUCAGAUGUUAGCAACACAAAAAGUUUAGAAAUAGACUCUUUAGUAAAUUCUAAACAUCACUAGAUCAAUGACUAAAAAUCAUUCAAGCAACAUUUAGUUGUUUUAGCAAAUAAUUAAGACUAGCAAAGCAAUGCUUCAAAAAGUAAGAUGAAUCUAAAUAGAUUAUCAGAGAUUCACAAGAAUAUUAUCGUGAAGCGCUAAUCAACAUUUGCCCCUGAUUUAUUACAUAAUAGUAAUAAUGGCAAUCCCAACUCUUAAUUAGGUGAGCAAAUGAAAAAGAAACGAAAUUCUUUUGGCCUGAUGAAUUCUAAUCCUUAAUAAUAGAGCUAAAGACUUAGCAUCCUGAAGAAUCCUAAUGCAAAUCAAAUUUUAAGCAUUAAACCUAUGCUUGAUGAAAGCAUGCAAGAUUAUCAAAAUUAAAAUGAAAAUUAUGGAAACUAAACUUUUGAAUAAGCUGAUAAAAGGCAAACAUUUUUUUAGAUUCCUGAUUAAAAUUAGAUUUCUGUUAUUAACGAGGAACCAACAGUCUUUGAAUAAGAUCUUGACAUAACCUUUGUUUCUAAUAUUUCUUAGAAAGGGGGAGGAGUUCAUACUAGAUCAAGUGCGGGUAGAUUUGCAAAGUCAAGUAAGAGCAAAUCCUCACCACUGCUUAAAGUCAAAAUAGCACAUUUGGGACUAAGCAAAGAAUAAUAUUAGCAGUCUAUAAAUCUAAUAAAUAUCUACUCAUAGAAAGAUUAUAAAUAAAAUACCAUGGCCUAAAUUCAAAGUGUAUAAUUACUCCUUUAGGAUAAAAAAUAGCCAGCUGAUAUAAAAGCCAUUGAAAAUUUCGCUCAGUUAAUUAGUUCUAUAGACUAAAUUGAUGAAUAGUUAAUGGUAAAAAACUAGACAUAAAAAAACAAUGAUGACUAGUAUAAUUAAGCAUUCAGUGAGCUAUAAAAUGACAAUACUUACAUUGAGAAGAGGUAGAGAUUCAUAAAGAAGAUAUUUAAGAAUGUCAAAUAAGCUAAUGAUCCAAAGUAUGAAGAGUUAAUGGAUCUUUCUUUUAUAACAAAUGGCGUUGCUGAUUAAAAAAUGCUAGAAUUAAUGAGUUGGUCACAUCUUAAUCAGAAAAAUACGGAGUAAAUUCACAAUCUAAUAAUGUUCAAUCAAGAAAUAGAUGAACAGAUCAAGAAAUAUGAGAGAAUUGUAAGUAUGAAUGAAAAAAAAGAAAACAUUUUUGUAGACAAUCAAUAAAUUCAUUACCAUGAUAGCCAGGAAAAUCUCGACAACUAAAUAUAGUAGUUUUAUGAGCUUAAUCAAUUAGUCAAUAAAUAGCUUAACUACUUAAAGCUGAUUAGUCCAUUUAAAAUUACAUCGCUAGGUAACCAUUCCUUUGAGCUAAGAUUCGAAAUCCAAGCAAACUUAUCAUAAAAUAGCUCAAUUAGCAAUAAUGGUACUGGUCAAAGAUCAUUCGUUAUCUAAAUAGUGUACAUGAAUGUGAAUUACUUACAAAAAAUAAAAAUAAUUCAAGAUCCUACUGGUGGCAUAAUUCAGAAAAAUCUUGAACAGAUGUUUAAAAAGGUUGAUUAUAGAGUAGAUUAAUUCAUAGAUUAGAUUUUAAACUUGAUUCGAUAAUUCGAAAAGCAAAUUCUACAAAAUCAUUCAGUAAAGUGA